Molecule: messenger RNA, 1058 nt
Organism: Poecilia reticulata (guppy)
Lineage: Eukaryota; Metazoa; Chordata; Actinopteri; Cyprinodontiformes; Poeciliidae
Gene: fxyd5
Product: FXYD domain containing ion transport regulator 5
Biological process (GO): regulation of sodium ion transmembrane transporter activity
Cellular component (GO): membrane
Molecular function (GO): sodium channel regulator activity
Source: RefSeq, a predicted model, not a curated record
GAGAGAGAGAGAGAGAAACAAAGUCUCUGGAUGCGGAAGUGGUUGUGGUGAGCAACAUGGGUGUGGCCUUUUUAACAGUUUUUUUUUUUUAACCCGCCUGUCAGAGGUCAUUUCACAGAGGAAAGCACUGUGGAUGAUGAAGCUUUGGACGCAUCCCUGGAACCAAACCCCUUGCCGGAUGGAUGCUAAGAUUUACAAGGCCUUUCUGAUAUGUCUUCUGUUUGCCAUGUCAGAAGUGUCGUGGGCCCAGAGUCAAACACCCAUAGAUCAAACGAUGUCUCCCACCAAACCUACGACUCCCACUAGAAACAGAACCACCACAAACGCUGAAACCGCCCCGAAAAAUCUCCCAGAGAAAACCACAUCUGGACACAACACCCAAAACACGUCAGUCAGCUCCACAGUAUCCAAAGCAAGAACAACAGCUGUCACUCGGAAUGCAACAGCGCUUCAAACAAAGCCCACAUCUGCUACAGUGUCAUCGGUGGGGAAUACAAAGACCACUGUCUGGGAUCCAAAGUGGGAUGAACCUUUCACCUAUGAUUAUCAAUCUCUGCGAUAUGCUGGCCUGACCAUUGCCAGUGUGCUCUUCGUUUUGGGAAUUAUGAUCAUUGGCUGUGGCAAGGUCUGCCGGCUGCCCAAGUGUCACAAGAGGUCAACGAAAUCAUACCGUGUGGUCCAAGGAUAAGAAGAUGUGCAAACGAUGGCAGCCAUGGAAAGUUUCAAGAAAUUACAAAACGACUUAGUCCGUCAGCGAGAAAAACACUUGACUAACGCCUGGCAACGUGUUUGUGUGCGGUCUGACGGGCUAAUUGUACUGCUUGGUAACUGUGGUGGAAGUUUGAGUAAACAAAUCUUGACUCAUGCUGAUGAAUGGAAAACCUGAGACCUGUGUUCAUGUCUAUAAAAAUAUAUAUUUAUAUAAAAAAUAAACUGUACUAGAAAUUUAAUUGUCCUGAACAAGCUCACUCUAAUUUUAAUUGUAUCAAAUAUGAAACAAAGUUUUGUAAAGAAAAAAGUUAAUCACUAAAGGUCAUGAAUAAACAUUUGCACACUGA